Messenger RNA from Eleginops maclovinus (Patagonian blennie), 5736 nucleotides. It is a transcript of the gene xpr1a, whose product is annotated as xenotropic and polytropic retrovirus receptor 1a. Gene Ontology annotation, molecular function: inositol hexakisphosphate binding. The transcript has 16 exons. The coding region runs from base 776 to 2863 and encodes 695 amino acids. Lineage: Eukaryota; Metazoa; Chordata; Actinopteri; Perciformes; Eleginopidae. The record is from RefSeq and is a predicted model, not a curated record. Gene Ontology annotation, cellular component: Golgi apparatus; cytoplasm; plasma membrane. Gene Ontology annotation, biological process: phosphate ion transport; cellular response to phosphate starvation.
GUCAGUCCCUGAACCCGUCGCAGUGUCCGGGGAGGAGGAACCAGAAGCCAUUGUUGUUGUUGAUUUGUUUUGCUGUUUACGAAACGUCCAAGACCACGGGACGUGUGGAGAAUAACGAGGACCGUUAAAGACGAAGGAGAGAAUCUGUCUUCGGAUAUUUGUUUAGUAUUUUAGAGGUUAUUUCUUCUUUUAAUCCGAUAUCGUUAAGAACCCAUGACAGUCGGAUUUGUUUCCACAGUUGGUCCGUCUCUGGUACUGUCGCCUAAAACCACCGGGUGGAACUUACUGCUAACGACAUAAAGGUUCCAGGUGCAUCGGCGGUUAUUAGUUGACACACCACAGGAUCAGCCUCUCACUCGGGUCUCGGUGGUCUGAGUUUUUUGACCGCACUUUCCAUUGCUUUUCCCCGGAGGUCCCACCACCACCCCGCGCGCUCUGCUGACGCAACCACGCACGCGCUGUGGCUCCACGCGAUGGCGGCACGCAGAAGAGUCCCCAGACAUGCCCAGGGAGGGACGGAGCAAAGUCACUGAAAGAGAGAGCCGCCGUUAAACCCACCACCUGUUCAGAGAGAGACGCCGCUGCCGACCCCGUGAAACAGUAUGUGGGGACCGGAUACUUUCGGUGCGCACUGACCGGGGAGAGAUCCAGAAGCGCGCAGGGACGCACCGCAUGUUGAUCCACAGAGUUCACUCAGAUCCAAAGUCGCGUGGACAGGGAAGGGGACAGUUGGAUUUACCUUUUGAGCUGUGAGCGGGACUCUUAUUCUGGGAGAAUGAAAUUCGCGGAGCAUCUUUCGUCCCACAUCACUCCGGAGUGGAGGAAACAGUAUCUCCAGUAUGAGGCAUUCAAGGAAAUGCUGUAUGCUGCCCAGGACCAAGCCCCGUCCAUAGAAGUCACAGAUGAAGACACGGUGAAGAGAUACUACGCUAAGUUCGAGGAGCGUUUCUUCCAGACCUGCGAGAAGGAGCUGCUGAAAAUCAACACCUUCUACUCAGAAAAGCUUGCCGAGGCGCAGCGCCGCUCGGCCACGCUGCAGAAUGAGCUGCAGUCGUCUCUGGACGCUCAGCGCGAGAGCAACGCUCCGCCCGGGCUGCGGAGACGCAAGACCAUGUUCCACCUGUCGCAGGAGGAGCGCUGCAAACACCACAACAUCAAGGACCUGAAGCUGGCGUUCAGCGAGUUCUACCUCAGCCUCAUCCUGCUGCAGAACUACCAGAACCUGAACUUCAUGGGUUUCCGUAAAAUCCUGAAGAAGCAUGACAAGAUCCUGGACACCCCCCGCGGGGCCGACUGGCGCGUGGCUCAUGUCGAGGUGGCUCCGUUCUACACCUGCAAGAAGAUCACGCAGCUCAUCUCCGAGACAGAGACGAUCGUCACCACAGAGCUGGAGGGAGGAGACCGUCAGAAGGCCAUGAAGAGGCUGAGGGUUCCUCCUCUGGGGGCGGCUCAGCCUGCUCUGGCCUGGACCACCUUUCGUGUUGGACUCUACUGCGGCUUCUUCAUCAUCCUCGCCAUCGCCUUCAUUCUCUCUGGUGCUGUGUUCGUCCGCUUCGAGAACGUUUGGCCUCUGGUGCGUAUCUACCGGGGCGGCUUCCUGUUGAUCCAGUUCCUCUUCCUGUUGGGCAUCAACACUUACGGAUGGCGGCAGGCCGGAGUCAACCACGUGCUCAUCUUCGAGAUCAACCCCCGAAACAACCUCUCACACCAGCACCUGUUCGAGAUUGCGGGUUUCCUGGGUGUGUUAUGGUGUCUCAGCAUCCUCUCCUGCCUCUACUCGGACUACACUUACCUCCCCAUGCAGAUCAACCCACUCAUCCUCUACGGCUUCAUGCUGCUCUUCCUCCUCAACCCCUUCAAGACCGGAUACUACAAGUCACGCUUCUGGCUCCUCAAGCUGCUGUUCCGGGUGUUCACGGCUCCGUUUCACCGGGUGGAGUUUGCAGACUUCUGGCUGGCCGACCAGCUGAACUCCCUGGUGUUCGUCCUGAUGGACCUGGAGUAUCUCAUCUGCUACUACAUCUUCGAGCUGCAGUGGAGCAACAGCAGGGGUCUGCUGCCCCGGGAGCAGGGCGCCGGGGGUCACGUGUGCCACAGCUACUCGUACGGGCUGCGCGCCAUCAUCCAGUGUCUGCCCGCCUGGUUCCGCUUCGUCCAGUGUUUGAGGCGUUACCGCGACACCAAGAGGGCCUUCCCCCACCUGGUGAACGCUGGGAAAUAUUCCACCACCUUCUUCGUCGUCACCUUUGCCGCGCUGUACGCCACGCACAGAGAGCAGGGCCACACGGACGCUGACAUGUUCUUCUACCUGCUGGUGGUGUUCUCCAGCAUCAGCUCGCUCUACACUCUGAUCUGGGAUCUGCGUAUGGACUGGGGUCUGUUCGACCGCGGCGCCGGAGAGAACACCUUCCUGAGAGAGGAGAUCGUUUACCCUCACAAGGCGUACUACUACUGUGCGAUCAUCGAAGAUGUGAUUCUGCGUUUUGCCUGGACGAUCCAGAUCUCCCUCACCACCACCACGAAGAUCCACUCUGUGGGCGACAUCGUUUCCACGGUGCUCGCCCCCAUGGAGGUCUUCAGGCGCUUCGUGUGGAACUUCUUCCGCCUGGAGAACGAACACCUGAAUAACUGCGGUGAGUUCCGGGCGGUACGGGACAUCUCCGUGGCCCCGCUGAACGCCGACGACCAGACGCUGCUGGAGCAGAUGAUGGAUCAGGACGACGGCGUCCGCAACCGCUCGGGCAAGAAGACGUGGAAGAGGUCGUACAGCCUGUCUCUGCGGCGCCCCCUGCUGUCCGCCUCACAAUCAAAAAAGGACACAAAGGUGCUAAUCGAAGAUACGGAUGAUGAGGCCUUCAGCUGAGUCAACACUAUACACACACACACACACACACACACACACACACACACACACACACACACACACACACACACACACACACACACACACACACACUUAUAAAGACCUCCUUUAUACUAAUAAAAUUAGUGACCUUCAGCUAAAACCUUUAAGACUCUUUGGAUAAUUUACCUCAUUUUACAUCCCUGUGAGUAUAUGUGGUCUUUAUAAGUAUAGAGAAACACACACACACACACACACACACACACACACACACACACACACACACACACACACUAAAGUAGAAACACAUGAAAUAAACCUGCUGAAGCACAAACAGUGUAAUAUCUACAGACGGUCGUGACGGGAGAUCUUCUGCACACACGUGGAAACACACACUGCCUGGGAUUGUUUUUUUAAAGGACUUUUUAUUGUGUUUAUUUUGAGAUCUUUGUAUUUCUUUCUUUACUUUUUCCUGAAGCUGCAUAGACGACUGUUUACACGCCUCUUUUCUAACGACACUAGAUCAACAGGGAGCAGUCAAGCCAAUCAAAACGGGAUAUUAGCCUCUAACCACCGGAGGAAGGACUCAGCAUAUCAAACCCAAUCAACUGCUUUCAGCUCGUUGAUUCUUUUAUACUCCUUCUUUGUUUCUUCUUGAGUUGUAUUAACCUCAGAGUACAAUCACACCCUGGAGGCACUUGCAGGAAAAGUGCAUUUAAUACACAACAACUUGUACACAACGGAUGUUUUGAUUCAAACAUGUCUGUGAAGUUGCUUUGUAAUAUAUUUAAUACAUUUGAUUGUGCAUUAUUACUCUGUUGUACUUCUACAUGUGUUCUUUGUACUAGUGCCGAGCCUCCACUCGAUGAUUGUCGUGUAUUUUAUAAACUUCUGAAUGUUCUUCUCCGCCACGUUUUUAAUACGCUCUUAGUUAGACCUCAGAUUGAAGCGACCUGUGAAUCAUCUCAAAGUGCCCGUGUGUGUCUCUGUUGUUUCCUUUGCAUUAACUACCAAAGCUUUGUUUCUAUGAAUGUGUCCAUGCAGACAACGCUCCUUUAUGAUUGUUCGUUUUACUAAUGUGCGCAGCUGUCUUGUUGGAAAUCCCAGUAAUAUGAGGAGAAGUGUGUCAAAUAUUAUGUGAUUAACUGCUUUAAAGGUUUAGUUUAAUUGUUGCUAUGCCGAUGGUUCACAAACUAGGAGCGCUUUUAUUGAAUUAAUCUGAUUAAUGAAGGUUUAAAUAGACAGACUAGGCUGGCUAGCAUAAGUUAGCUAUCCUUGUGAGCUAGUUUUGUUAACUAGCUUUAUUAAGACAGACUUACAAAAUGUAAAAAUGCGUGCGACAUGAUAGCAAAGAGCCAUUUGUAUAUUAAGACCUGAGUGUGUGUUGUCAGAUCGGGCUACUUCUUAUUUAAUGGCGCAUAUGACAAAACGUUUUGGGGAAGCUCAUGCUAAUUACGGCUAAUUUUUGUAGGGUCGUUGGCGGCAACAAAAAGUACUUAUAUUAGUUAUUAAUUCAGCCAAUUGGAAUUGGAACCAUCCCAUUUUAGUUUCAAACUAAAUGGACAAUAUUCCCAGCUAAUAUUUGGGACUAAAAGAUGUGGUGAAUAUCUUGAGGUUUUGGCGACUUUGAGGCUCUUUUUCAACAAUCGGGUUGCAAUCAAAUCUCUCUUUCACAGUCUGUAUAAUCUGUGACACGUUUUCACCACUUCAUGUUGUUUGUUUGUAUGUUCAUUCAUUUAGCACUUUUAAAACACAUUUCAAUCAAUGUUCCGAGGAAAUGUAUUAACCAGGAGAAACGUGCUGUACAUCUGAUAUCCUCUAUAAGUUAUUAUUAAACCAGCAGCUCAAACUUAAAGAGCUGCUCCUUAUCAUUUCAAAUGCUGUUUAACUUCCUGUUUGACCCCCCCCCCCCAGCUGCAGCACAGAAAUACUUCUGUUUGUAGAAAACUGAACAGCUUCUGUGUGCAAAGAGCUAGAAAAAUAUGUAAAAAAUGUAGAAGGGUAGCUUCCUGCAUCAUUAUAACACACACACACACACACACACACACACACACACACACACACACACACACACACACAGCAGAUAGUUUUGUAUAAAGGCUGUUGUCUUGCCUGCAUGCUGCUUUAGUUCCCAUUGUACAUAGCUCUUAAUUUAUUACAUGUAUAUUAGCGAUCAUUGUGGCCACCGUGACAAUGGUUGAUUUCAUACUUCGAGACAAGCAGUAUUUUUUAAGGAGAACGAAGAGGGGAGGUGAUGUUGUUCUGAUCCUGCACUCAUGUUGACAAUGUGUUUGUACAAAAAAUAAUAGAUCCACAGAGAAGUGGAGACUGUGAUUGGUUGUUUGUCGUCGUCUUUUUUCAAGGCUUUCAGCGUCCAGGAGGAGCUGUGGUACUCUGUGUGUACAUCUGUGAAUGUGCAUGAAAACAAUACUGUGUUGUAAAACCGCCCUGCUGACAGAAGCACUUUGACCCAAGCUCCAAAAAACCUGCCUGAACAUCUCCUGGAUUUUAUUUGAAGCAUUUCUGACGGUGCUUCUCUGUAAGACAACGUGUGUGUAACCCACAUCAGGGUUAUUUUGUACAGCCCCCCCCCCCCCUGAUGUUAAAGUGCUCGAUGUUUCCUCUCGAUGUUGUUUCUCUGAUCCAGUGAUAGAGCUGUAGUUUGGUAGGCUGUACUUUGAUGAGACAGAUGUUAGAUAAAUACAUCGUGGCUUAAAUGUGAUUUUAAAGAAAGGAGAGUCUCUCCUCCCUGGAGUCCGUUUUUCAGAGUAGUUUGUACAUGUUUCGUGUGAAACUCCGUCCUGCGAUGGUUCUGAUGGUAUUUGUAUUCAUGUAAACACUUUGGUGAUCCUGUCAUAUCUGGGUUUUAUAAACCACGGUUAUUUUUAAAACUC